AACUCAUCAUCACAAAAUGGCUUCCUAAAUUUCAAUUUUUACUUAAAUAAAAGUUUAUCACAAGAAAUUCUAUUUAGAAAUUGUGUCAAGUAUUAAAAACAACAAUGGCUGGUCCACUAAGGUUCGGUAAACUUGUUAGUCUACAAUUGAAGAGAAGGACACCAUUUUUGACAUCUAAACAAACCUUGAAUAGCUUGCAUAAUCAUUGUACAAGGAAGACGCCAGCAACUUUUGUUUACAUCGACAACGGUCCUUCAUUUAGAAACUUUCCUCGAUAUUUUUCAACAAUUUGUACACCUGAAAAUGAAGUUGAAACUUGUUUUUAUGAAGUGAAAACAUUUGGAAAAAUAAACAUAAAAUCUCCAUUUAAAUUAGACGUUCAGCCCUUAAAACCCUUAGACUAUCCUGAGAUGAAUCAAUUCAUAUGUGAAAUUUUUGACCACAACGAUCCACCAAGUAAAUCAGCAAGUGGAUUCCACAAGUUCUAUGGUAUGGGUGUUUCUAUUAAUGACAAAAAGGACAUUGUUAAUGUUGAUAUUGAAGUUGCUGAAGGCAUUGAGCUGCCUUUGACAUGCUCAAUAAAAAUCCCCAUUAAAUUCAACAUCAAUAUAGAAAGUGGUGAUGAACCUGUAUCAGUGAAAGGUUUUGAAGCAGACACCAUUAAUAUUACAACUAAAAAAGGUGAUUGUCUCCUUGAGAAAUUAAGGUGUGGGAACGUUAAAGUGGUCAGUCAAAGUGGUGACAUCAUAAGUGCGACUUUACUACAGGGCAAUAUAGAACUCCAAACUGGAUGUUCUGGAUCAAUUUCAGGAGACAGAUUUCAAGGUCAAAAUAUAAACUGUACUUCAGAGCAUGGAGGUGUGAAAAUCAAGUCUCUUUAUGCAGACAAAACUCUCAUCCAAGCUAAAUCAGGAACAACUCAUUUAGUAAAUUGCCAUGGAACAACUAAUAUUGAGCAGGAUAGUGGUAAGAUUAAAAUAGAUUCUGCUAGUGGUGAUUUGCAUGGAAAAAUCAACCAAGGAGACAUUGCUGUUUUUGUGGCAGAUUGUGGCAAAAUUAAUUUUGAGGCAAACCAGGGCAAUGUUGAUAUAAAAUUAAUCGAGAGUGUGGCUACAUAUUUUGAUCUUGAAGGACAAUCUGUUGAAAUAAAUGAAUCGAUUAAACAUGACAGAAAUACAUCUACCAAUAAUUCUGAAUCUCAGCUCACACUGUGUGGAACAAUCAAUGGUGGAAGUGAUUCGUCUUCAUUAACAGUGAAAACCAAACAGGGACAAAUCACUAUAGGCCAACAGGACUGGUUUUCAUCUUUGAAUUUGUCUUCUAGAUGAUAAACUUUAUCAGCCUCUCUCAACGAACGCUUACAAAUUAUUAUUGAAAUAUUUCAUUUAAAGGUAUAUUUGAUGAAAGAGGAUUUUGUCUUAUUUUCAAUUCACAUAGGAAUCUUUAUCAAGUAUAAAAUGAAUUCUUGCUUUUAUUAAAAUUUAUCCUAAUUUUUUGCUUGAUUAGGAUUCCCGUUUUGUGAAUUGAAACAUUGCUAAAAAUGAAGUAGUAUUUGCCAGUUUUUGCUAAGAGAGUAUCAAGAUAUUUAGAGUAUCAAGAAAAAACCCCAAAAUAACCAUGAAAAUAGAACCUAUUUAUUUGUAUACUGAAAGUUAUGUUUUUGUAUGAUUUAUUUAUGAUGGGUAAAGAUUUUUUCCUGAGUUCAGUUUUUAUCUGCUUUGCUGUGAUUAAUAUUUUGUGGUACAUUUGACUGUCAUGUGUUUAUUUUUUUUUAUUUAAAAAUACUCUAAUUGUCUUCAU
Messenger RNA from Lottia gigantea (owl limpet), 1800 nucleotides. RefSeq lists its product as hypothetical. The record is from RefSeq and is a predicted model, not a curated record. NCBI's taxonomy places the organism in Eukaryota, Metazoa, Mollusca, Gastropoda, Lottiidae. The transcript has a single exon. Bases 105 to 1328 code for a protein of 407 amino acids.